This is a messenger RNA of Chara braunii, 1255 nucleotides long. NCBI's taxonomy places the organism in Eukaryota, Viridiplantae, Streptophyta, Charophyceae, Charales, Characeae. The record is from the annotation of a GenBank genome assembly.
GGUCGGGAAUGACGGUGGUGGGGAGGUGAUGGCGGAGGGAGCGAAUGUAUUGGACGAAGCGGUCUGUGGGACCGGUUUGGUGGAGGUGGAAGAAUUGUUCGAGGUAGUCGUCAAUGGUUUUCUGGGGGCGGAAGGUGGCAGCGAGAAGUUUGGCCCAUUGGAGGAAGGAGUGACGUGGUCCUCCAGAGGCUCGGCGGUUGCUGACUUCAGCCAUCCACCAUUUGGCGGCAUUGCCGAGGAGGCGGGAGGUGGCAAUGGGGAGCCAGUGGGCAAGGGGCAUGUGGUGGAGGUGAAAAGAGUUCUGGAGCAAGGUCAGGCAGAGGAUAAUGUCCUCGUGGGGGAGGCCGAAGAAGGACAUGAUUUCGCCGGAUCGGAAGGAACGGGGGAUUUCCCCGUCGCGGUGAACGAUCUGCGAGAGGGUGUUGAAGCUGAGGUUAUCGGGGGUGGUGUCGUAGSARGUGUGGUCGAUUUGGUUGUUGUCCUCAAGGAGGUGGUUGRGGGGGAGUUGUGGCAUUGCGGGGUAAACCCCCGAGGUGGCUUGGGAAUAGGUGGGACGGAUGGUGGGGAUGGUGGAGGUGGUCAUGAUGGGUUGGGAGAGGGAGGUGGAGGGAAUGGGACAAUGGUGGAGGUUAAAGGGUUGAUGGAUGUGGUGGUAGAGGUGGUAGGAGAGGAGGAGGUCGGCGGGGGGGUGUUGCUGGAGGCGGCUGUGGAGGAGGGAGUGGUUUGCACUGUGGAGGUGGGAGUGGUUUGCGCUGUGGAGGAGGGAGUGGUUUGCGCGGUGGUGACGACCGUGAUGGAGGGGAUGGUCCCUUCGAUCAUGGUGACGCGGUCGCAUAUGGACGACAUGUUGGCCUUUAUGUCGUCGAGAGAGGCGGUGACGAAGGUUCGGAGGGUGUUGAGUGCGUGGAGGAUGGCGGAGAGGUCGAGGGUGGCGGUGUUCGCUGGUGGUUGUUCGCCUGCGAGGUUGCGGGCGAUGCUAUCAAUUGAGUCGGUGCGGAUGUCAGACAUGUUGAUGGAGGAUGUGGCCAUGUCGGGGAAAGAGAGGGUGGAGGACGUGGCCUGAACGGGUGUGGAGGAUGCCGCAGCAACGGUGACGGCGGCAGUAGCGGCGGCGUCGGCGGCGACACGUUCUGAGUUAUUGGUUUGGCGUGGUGGCAUGUGGAGGGUGGGGGGAGAAUCCCUUAUUUAUUUAUCAAUAAAAUCAAAAAUAAAGAUAAUCGCCAUUUUUUUCAAAAAACAAACGCUGAACAGAAGA